Molecule: messenger RNA, 5940 nt
Organism: Gymnodraco acuticeps
Lineage: Eukaryota; Metazoa; Chordata; Actinopteri; Perciformes; Bathydraconidae
Product: poly(rC)-binding protein 3-like
Exons: 17
Coding region: 646-1758 (370 amino acids)
Biological process (GO): regulation of gene expression; regulation of RNA metabolic process
Cellular component (GO): nucleus; cytoplasm
Molecular function (GO): mRNA binding
Source: RefSeq, a predicted model, not a curated record
GUGGCAGAGCGUGUAAAUGUAAAGACUCUUUCUCUGCCUAUUAUCUGAGUGACUCGGGGUUUUGGUGUCUGCCUCCGAGCGCGUGUGUGUGUGUGUGUGUUGGAGGGAGAAAAGAGAUAAAGAGAGAGAGAGUAAGGGAGAGAGAGGCAAGCCGCGUUUCUUCUCCCCGUCUCCCUGCUCCCCGUCUCCCUGCUCCCUGUCACUCCAUCCUUCCUCCCCUCUCCUGGACCACCCUACAGCCCUGCUUCCAGCCGGACCGGGACCCCCCCCCCCCCUACCACCCAGACCGCCCCGGGACCCUUUGACUCUCCUCACUUCUCCGUCCCACCAACAAAAAAACCUCUAAGCAGGAAUUCCUCUCCUCCCCUGGAACGCUGUGUCAACAACUCAACUGCACAAUAUACGCUGAAGUCACUCCCAGUUUAUUUGAUCUAAGGCGCUUCUGCUAGGCGGGCGCAGCAGAGUGCAGACUUUAGUCUCCCCAUUCUGCUGGAAGGCUGCCAGCCACAGGUCACAUGACCUGGAAGAAAAAACCUGGGAGACUUUCGGGAUCCCUUUUCGCAUGGGCUGCUUAUCAACCUGAAGGGAAGUCCAAAGGCUGAUGAACUGAUCUCUGUGUGACACCACGUUGCUCUGGAGUCCUAUAUGCCCUGGGAUACAACACCCAGCGCAAAUCUGGUGACUGGCUGGCUGGUAUUCCACCCUACCCAUUCUCCUCUUGAGGACAUCCCAUUCCAGGACAUUGCUUUGGCCUUACUUCCCCCCAGCAUGGAGAUGGAACCCAGUAAAGUCCCGUCAGAGGGCGGCCUCAAUGUCACCCUCACCAUCCGCCUCCUCAUGCACGGAAAAGAGGUUGGAAGUAUAAUUGGAAAGAAAGGGGAAACAGUAAAGAAGAUGCGUGAAGAGAGUGGAGCCCGAAUCAAUAUUUCCGAGGGUAACUGUCCCGAGAGGAUUGUCACCAUCACUGGACCAACAGACACCAUCUUCAAGGCUUUUGCUAUGAUAGCCUACAAAUUUGAGGAGGACAUCAUCAAUUCCAUGAGCAACAGCCAAGCAACCAGCAAGCCCCCUGUCACCUUGAGGCUCGUCGUGCCAGCCAGCCAGUGUGGCUCUCUCAUAGGUAAAGGAGGCUCCAAAAUCAAAGAAAUGAGAGAGUCCACAGGGGCCCAGGUCCAGGUAGCAGGGGACAUGCUGCCCAACUCCACAGAACGUGCAGUGACAAUCUCCGGAACCCCAGAAGCCAUCAUCCAGUGUGUCAAACAAAUAUGUGUGGUCAUGCUCGAGUCUCCACCAAAAGGUGCCACCAUCCCUUAUCGCCCAAAGCCUGCCUCCACCCCGGUCAUUUUUUCUGGUGGCCAGGCCUACACAAUUCAGGGACAGUACGCCAUACCCCAUCCAGAUCAGUUGACCAAGCUCCACCAGUUGGCUAUGCAGCAACCCCCCUUUACCCCCCUCGGACAGACCACCCCUGCUUUCCCUGGUUUGGAUGCCAAUCCACCAGCCAGUACCCAUGAACUUGCCAUUCCCAAUGAUCUAAUAGGCUGCAUCAUUGGACGCCAGGGAACCAAAAUAAACGAGAUCCGACAGAUGUCUGGAGCGCAGAUCAAAAUCGCGAAUGCCAUGGAGGGCUCCUCGGAGCGCCAGAUCACCAUCACAGGGACUCCUGCCAACAUCAGUUUGGCCCAGUAUCUCAUCAAUGCCAGGUUCAGGGACGUGGCUGCCAUGUGGAAUGACCCCUCAUCCAUGACUACAUCCUGAAGUCACCCCAAAUCUGCUUCUGUUUGCAAAAGCUAACAUCAAAACCGCUGUUUCACAAUUAACCUCUGUGUGUUAUCCCAUUGAACUUCCCCUUUAGACUCCCUUGCACAACACUUAGCAUUAGCCAAUGGAGUUAACUUUAGUCAAAUUGAUAACACUGGGAUUAGUUUUUAAACGAUGGAGCCAGGGUAUCGUUUAGAAUAGUUUGAUAUUUUUGUCAAAUUCUGUUCUUAUAAUUGCUCGGGGUCAGAUAAUACGGUUGAUACCAACUUUCAUCUCUGUCCGUUAAAUAUGUAGCCAUAUCCAGGAGAAGGUUAGCUUAGCUAGCUAGUCAGAAGCUUAUGGUGGGUUCAUUUUAUAUUUGAAAGUCGGAAAUUGGAGUUGUGAAUUACGCCUCACCCAAGGUUUACUGCGUUUCAACAGAAACAGUUCCAAGCCAGUUCUAGACAUGCUGUAUUUUGUGCUUACACUUAAGCAACAGGUCCACAAAUAAAAUGUGUACGGUAUUGUGUGUAUAGAUAUACAGAUAUACUAAUAAACUGUAAAUUAAGAUAUCUUUUGCUUAACAGCCAUCUUGGAAUUUGAUGGGUGAUGAGAUACUCCCAACAUUUCUUAUUGAAAUGCUACUUCAGGGGGUUUUCGGCUUAAUUUUCUUCGAGUAGAAAAUGGGAAAUGUCAAUAUACAAUUACAAAUUGAACGCAUCCAUUUGCUUGGCUCUGUCUAAAGGCGACAAUCAUUUUGCUUACCCGCACCUAUAAAGCUCACUCAUUAACAUGGUGGCACCCUCACAUUGAGAUAAAGGCUCCAGGAAGUCAUGCCUUUUUUUGUGACAUGCUAUGCUAUGCAAUGCUAUGCUAACCACCUCCUGGCUGCAACGUUAACAUAAGGGUGGUAUUAACCUUCUCAUUUUGCUGUAAGAAAAAAAAAAGCACAUUUCAAAAUGUCUAAUUAUUUCUUUAAGUGUUUAAUUAGCAUGCCUUAUUCCAAUAAUAAUAUUGUCUUUCUGUUUUUCAUUGUUCUAUUGGAUACAUGUGCCUAUUUAGUCCUAUUGUGUCAUUGUCUGAAAUAGUAAAAUGAAUAAAAAAUGUAAAAUAAAUAAAAGUAAAAAAAGACAAAACACAUGACUGCCACUCGAGCAAUGCUGUUGAGAGAAGAGUGAUGUGAUGCCUCUGUCAGGGAAUACAGCAAUUUAUACACAUUUCAUACACCAUUAUUUUCUCCUCACUGCAUGGCUUCAUCAGGGGGAUAGAACUGCAUGGUUAAAUACCAUAUUUUUUGAAGUGAAGGUUGAAGGGUAUUAUAUAAAUAUGGUAUCAAAUAUGCAGAGAAAACCACAACCUGCAGUGUCAGCAAACACUGGAGCACAGAACCAGCCAUUGCAGCUGUACUUUCACUUCCAAGGGAAAGUUCUUCUUUCACAGCUGUUUUAUUCUCUCUGUCUGCCUCCCCUCCCUCCCCUCCCCCUCCUUCCCCCAAACUGUUCUAGGCUGACGUCUGAAGUCACUGGAAUGGGCACACUGUAAUUUCUACCCAUCUUCCCUCAGUGCAUCACAUGACCUUUGAGCAAAUGGCAUUGCACCUGAUAUGUAUUUAUUUCUCUGUGUUUGACUGUCCUGAUUUAUUAAGUGACUUUAACAAUGAUUUCUAGUAUUUACUGUCAACACAUGUAUCCGCACUGUUCCUAGGAUUCCUCACACCUGUCCCUGUUGUUUUCUGAAAGGUUGCUUAACUUCUUUGACACUCUAGUAUCUUUCAUGGCAUCUCACGCACUGCGCCGCUUUGUUUUACCUCAUAUUUCAACUUUUUCUUUCUUGCACUGCAGACACCAGUCAAUGCAAAGCAAACCUGUACAUUGGUAUGACAAUCCAAACCAAGGUUUUCUUUCCUUCAGCCCGCAUUCUCCUAUUUUAUGAUGGAUGGAAUGGGUGCUUUAGCAUGUGAACAUAGACAUUUGCCUGCUUUUAAUUGUGUAGUGUUGUUACAUUUAAAUUGUUCUGCAUGACACACAACACCUACUACAUUUCCAAUUUAUUUCAAACUCAAAACUGCGGAAAGGAAGACCAAAUGCUAAAAGGGAAUGGAGGGACAGAAACGGUCUUUUGAUCUGAAAGUGUGACUUUGACUCCAAUUUGGAAUAGAUACAGACCAGUAAGUAAACAACCCCCGUAAUGCGCGAAUAUCCAAGUUUCAUGCGAAAAAAGACUGUUGCGGAAAAAUGGAAAUGACUAAAGUGAAGGGUGAAAUCCAAAUGCAUGCUACAAAUAAACACCACUUUAUUCGCCUAUACUCUUCAAACAUAAUAUAACUUUCAUGUUAUUCAUGCUGCCAUGUCAUAACAAAUAUAGAGGUAUGGGCCAUAUAGAAAAUGGUGGAGUCUGGUGUCCUCACAUGUAACUCAUUUAAGGCACAGUUUGCUAGGCAACAAGCCUUUCCAGUUACGGAAAAUGUAAUAUGUUUCUGGUCAGCAUGUAUAAUUCACUAGAGACAUAUAUUUGUACGUAUGUAUCCACAAUGAACUAGUUUUGCAGAUAGAGUCUCUGCACCAUUAAUUAACCCUUGUGCCUCACUAGGGACAUUUUCCGCUUAUCGCAUAUUAUCAGUCCACAACAAAGCGUGUAGUCAGAACCCAUUUAAACAACAUUUUAAAAAUAAAAGGGAAAUGAUUUAAACAAUCUGGCAUUUCAAGGAGUUAACGUUCUAAUAAAAUAUAUGAAAAUGAGGAAGUUUUGAUGAAGACAGGAGUAGAAGUUAUUUUAAAAUUAUGAUACAUUUUGCAAUCUGGCAAUUGUUUGACUCACUGACAUUGUUGUCCUCUGAAAACAGCAUUUUUUGUGAGGAACAAGGGUUGACAUUUAUUUUGUAAUCAGUCUAAAUGAUUAUACUAGAUUAUAUUUCAGAAUGAUGCAUAAAGUAACAAACAUUAAAAUGGCUAUUUAACAAAAAGUUUGGAUGACUUAUUAAAAUGUAUCACCCAACAUACAUACAGUUUUAUAUAACAUCAAUAUUUCAGAUAUCAUCGAAUAUAAACCAAAAUCUUUCUGUAUGUCCUGCAAAAAAUACAACUGGAUGGCCUUAUUAGUAUCUGCAACUGUCAACGAUAAAUAAAUAAAAGAUAUGUAGUCUACAACACACAGGAGACUUCCACAAAUAGCCUAAUAUAUUAUUCAUCUGAUGACUGUGUGCUACUUUGCAGGUAGCUAUUAUUUUAAAUCCACGUUAUCUUAAUAAAAUUAUACAUGUUACUCUCAACGCCUGGAAAUGCAUUACUCCAAUGAUAAAUAAUGUUCUGGGAAUAUUAUUUAGUCAUUACAGGUACAUGGCUUUUUGGUUGAUUUUACGGGAGUCACUAAAAUGUUUUUGUUGUUGAGAAAUAGCUGCUUCACAUUACCACAUUAACAUAUUACAUCCACACAUUGCUUGACAUUUACAUGAUGAAUGUAAAUAUGUACAUCAGCGCUCAUCUGGCUGCAUCUGGACGUGUUUCAGAUGUGAGGAAAAGCUAAAUGAAGGCUGACAAUAACGAUUUUGUAAUAAUACCACAGUGUAGAAAUACCUGUUAAGUCAAGGAUGUUACUUAAUUAAGAGUACAAAAGUACAAUAUUUGCUUCUGUAGUGCAGUAGAAGUAUAAAGUAGCAUAACAUGGAAAUACUAUGUAAAUGUACUUAGUUACUUUCAUCCACUGGUUUUUCAUUUUUAAUAUAAAAAACUCUGCGUCAUCAAAGCAGAUUAUUAUCUUAAUACAAUUCCACAUUGAUAGUUGUGUCUGUUGGUUGAAGGUGGUUGUGUGCCAGCCAUGAUGCAGUCAUGCUGCUUUACAGUAUGAGCCAUUUGCAAACAUCUCAGUUGCCUUUUUGAUUGUCAUAUCUGUCAUAAUCAUGCAUCGCUCAUGUGCUUAUCGUUACGGUGUGUGAUUUACACUCUGUUGUGUAAAUAGAACACCCUCUUGUUGUGUUGAUUUUGCCUUUUAACUCAUACAUUUACACAUUGUUGUUACUGUGCUAGAGCAGCAACAAAAUGAAAGGCUAGCACCAUAAGUUGCUGUUUGAGGAAAUGUGUCUGAUCAUGUUUAAGUUUGAUCAUUUUGCUUUUUGAAAGUCUGUAUUGGAUUUAUUAUUUAUUGAGGUUGAUACUGAAAUGUUUUGUAAAAUGAAGAGAAUAAAGUUUGUGUGUUUUCCCUUGA